This is a messenger RNA of Prorocentrum cordatum, 925 nucleotides long. The record is from the annotation of a GenBank genome assembly. NCBI's taxonomy places the organism in Eukaryota, Dinophyceae, Prorocentrales, Prorocentraceae.
AGUGAUGCUGCCGUGUUCGCGCUGCGCCGCUCAGGCCCCUCCAUGGGAAUCCCCUCCGUCCCCCUCGCGGAGGUGGAGGAGAAGGAGGGCCCCCUUCCCUUCACUCCCUCGCUUCCGCCGCCGCCAUGGAGCAGUCGCCAUCGCAGUGGGCAGCGCAUCAGCCGGCCACGCUGCAGCCGCAGCGGCCUUUUGUCGGGGAUGCAGCCGCUCCCGCAUUGACGCUUCAGCAGCAGCAAGAGCAGUUGAUGUGGCAGCAGCAAGUCCAGCAGCAGCAGCAGCAGCACCUCCAGCAGCAGCAGCAGCACCUGCUGCAGGAGCCGCCAGGUGAGGUCUUGCAGCCCACGCUGCAGAUGCAGCCGCACAUUGUUGGGGAUGCGACCGCCCCCACAGUGGCGUUUCAGCAGCAGCAGCAGCAGCUGCAGCAGCAGCAUCAGCAGCAGCAGCAGCAGCAGCAUCAGCAGCAGCAGCAGCAGCAGGAGCAGCUGCCCCUGGAGCAGCAAUACCAGCAGCAGCUUCAGCAGCAUCAGUUCCAGCAGGAUGUGUACCAGCAGCAGGCGGUGCAUCAGCCGCUGCCGCAGCAGUUUCAGCAGCCGCCACAGCAGCCCGCACUGGAAGCGGUGCACCAGCCUGCGCCGCAUCACUCACAGCAGAUGGGGCAGCAGCAAUGGCACCAGCAGCCGCAGCCUGGGCAGCAUGCCGACUUCCAGCCGACGCCGCAGCAGCUGCCGCAGGCCGUGCAUCAGCCGACGAUGCAGCCGCGCAGCGCCCCCUCGCCGACCCAGGCCGCGGCACUGAUCCAGCGGUGGUACCGCGGCAGGCUGCGCAGGGCACGAUUCCUGACCGUGAUCAACCGGGCCAGGAGGCGGCGGUCUUAUUUGGACCAGCGGCGCAAGGUGGCGCAGCGGCUCUACUUCAAUGAGGUCGA